This is a messenger RNA of Heteronotia binoei (common prickly gecko), 3146 nucleotides long. It is a transcript of the gene BKGD, whose product is annotated as chromosome 3 C11orf54 homolog. The record is from RefSeq and is a predicted model, not a curated record. Gene Ontology annotation, molecular function: hydrolase activity, acting on ester bonds; zinc ion binding. NCBI's taxonomy places the organism in Eukaryota, Metazoa, Chordata, Lepidosauria, Squamata, Gekkonidae. Bases 207 to 1154 code for a protein of 315 amino acids. The transcript has 9 exons. Gene Ontology annotation, cellular component: nucleus.
GACGUGAUUCGGGCGCCAUCUUGAAAAAGGCAAGUCGGAUUGUUCUGAUUGGCGGCCGCUCUCCAGGCAUCGCAUGAUUGCUUAAUAUGAGGGGAGGCAACUUCUAACGGAAUGGGUUGGGUUUUUGUACCUAGCGAAGGACUUAUUCUUGCAGAAGAAGGAAUUGCCGUAGAGAUCUGCUAUUCAGUUCGCAGAUUCAAGUAAAAAUGGCCAGAGUUGAGAAGUUUGCUUUGCACAUGCCAAGCCUGGAAGAAAUUGUUGAGGUUUUGCAGAGUGGACUGAAGGAAAACUAUGCAGAUGUUCAGGUGUCCGUGGUAGACUGUCCCGAUCUAACUCAAAAACCCUUCAGCUUUCCUGUGAAAGGCAUUUGUGGCAAGCCUCGAAUUGCCGACGUUGGAGGCGUUCCAUACCUUCUGCCUCUCGUGCAAAAAGAUAAGGUUUAUGACUUGAAUGUCGUAGCAAAAGAAAUUCAGCUCCCCGGAGCUUUUUUCCUGGGAGCCGGAGCUGCUUCAUCUGGAAUUAUUGGAGGCAAUGCUGAGUUGAUGCCUGUUGUUCGAGUCCAAAAGGAGAACGAACCGGCUAUAAAUGGAAGUUACAUUGCCAGGAUUGAUCCCAAAGAUGGUGGGUACCUGCUGGAGAAGUACAGCACCAAAUAUCACGACUGUGAAUUUGGCCUGCUGGCCAACUUGUAUGCCAGUGAAGGCCUUCCAGGCAAGGUCAUUGAAGUAAAAGCAAACAGAAGAACCGGGGAGCAGAACUUCAUAUCCUGCAUCAGGAAAGCUUUAGAAAAACAUUACGGAGACAAGCCCGUGGGGAUGGGAGGCACUUUUGUGAUACAGAAGGGGAAAGCGAAAAUUCAUGUUAUGCCAGAAUUCUCCACCUGUCCUUUAAACACGGAUGAUGAUGUGAACAACUGGCUCAAGUUUUUUGAAAUGAAGGCUCCACUUAUCUGUCAACCAGUGUUGGUUUCCAGAGAUCCAGGCUUCGACCUACGCUUGGAGCAUACCCACUGCUUUAGUCACCACGGCGAUGGGGGACACUACCAUACAGAUACCACACCAGAGACUGUCGAGUAUCUGGGCUAUUUCACACCUGCUGAGUACCUCUUUCGAAUUGACCGACCCAAGGAAACACACAUGGUGGGGCGAGAUUAAAUCAGCAUCAGGUUCGCUUGGAGAGGGAAGGCAUCCUAACCAAGAAGUGAGAAACCAAGCAUGUUGCUGGCUGUUUGCUUUUAAGUGAAAUCACGGUCACAAAACUCUAAUUGAAGCACCGCAGCAACAGAGCACUUAUCUUUAUUCAUUUUUUAAAAAAGGCAUUUUAUAUGGAUUGUCUUGAUUGGAAACACACCUGAAAUGAAUCUGAUGCAAGAAAUCAGAAGCCAAAUCAUUAAAUGAGCCAUAUAUUAAGCUUCUGUCCCUUUCCAUUCUAACAACUCCUUUAGUAGCAGGCCACUCUGAAUGACAGACAAGAAGUACUGUCUCUGGGUUGCCAACCUCAAGGUGGGGGCUGAAGAUCUUCUGGAAUUACAUGUUAUCUCCAGAUUACAGAGAUCAGUUCCCCUGCAGAAAAUGGCUUAUUUGGAGGAUGGAUGUGGCAUUAUACCCUUCUGAGGUCCCUCCCCUCCCCAAACCCCACUCCAAAGUCUCCAGCGGUUUCCAAACCCAAAGCUGGCAAUUCUACCUGCCCCCCGUCCAUGUCCAGACAGCUGAUAUUGCCUCCCAGUGCUUUUUUUUGCAGCAGGAACUCAUUUGCAUAUUAGGCCACACACCCUUAAUGUAGCCAAUCCUCCAGGAGCUUACAGGCCUCUUAGUACAGGGUCCACUGUAAGCUCCAGGAGGAUUGGCUACAUCAGGGGGGUGGGGCCUAAUAUGCAAAGGAGUUCCUGCUACAAAAAAAAGCCCUGUUGUCUCCUCAUCCACACCAAUAAUAUCCCAAAGAGCCCUUCUGGAACAGACCAACAGUAUCCUGUUUCACAGUGGCCAACAUGUUUUCUUUUUUUAAAAAAUGUUUAAUUUAACCUCUCCUUUCUCCCUAGUGGAAAUCCAAAGCAGUUUGUCAUUCUCCUUAAUUUUAUCUUCACAAUAAACCUUGGGAGGUAAUUCAGGGAGAAACCAUGUUGGUCUGACGCAGCAGAAUAAAGUUUGAGUCCUGUGGCACCUUGAAGAAGUGGGCAUGCGCAUGGAAACUUCUACUCAGAAUAAAGCUUUGUUGGUCUUAAAGAUGCCACUGGACUCAAACUUGGUUCCUGUGAGGUAGGUUAGGCUGAGACUGGCCCAAAGUCACCAGCAAGCUUCCAUGGCAGAGUGGAGAUUCGAACUUGUGUCUCCCAAAUCCUAACACUAACCACUACACCACACUGACUCUCUGGAGGGUCAAUAAACAGGGCAUAGAGACCAAGGCCAUUUCCUGAUACUGCCACCUAGCACUGGGUUUGAGAGGUUUACUGCCUCUUAAAUGUGGAAGUUCCCUUUCAUUACUGUGACUAAUAGAGCGUUCUACACAUAACAGUGUUCAACAUUUGUAUGUAUUAUGUUUGUGUAAUGUACAAUGCUAAUGCAUUGUUGAAGAAGUGAUAUUUCGACCCUUGAGGCUAGCAGCCAUGAUGGACCUAUCUUCCACAUAUCUGCCUUGUAAAGUCAAUGUUACGCUCACUGGCAGUGAAAAUCCACAGUUUAAUUACUCACUGAGUGAAAACACUGCCUUUCAGUUGUGUAGUCAGUCUGUUAUCCAUUAACUUCAUUGGAUGCUCCUCAGUCCUAGUUUGAUUAAAGGGGGAGAAAAAACACAAAGCCAAAAAGGAGGAUAUGACAUCCUUGUUUCUGUAGUCAUUACACCUGUCGCCAGUGUUUUUCCAGAUAUGACAGAGCUGUUGCUCUGCUUAGAGGACUCAAAUGUGCCUUGUAUUCACUAUGUACCUGUGUCAUCUUGUUUUUCUUGUGUCGAUAGAGGCAAAACUUGUUGUUUAGUAGCUGCCAUUCUGUUACAUUUGUGUUACGGGUGAAAGACCAAGGGCAGGAAGCAAAAAUAAAUGUAACAAGAACAUCAGUUAACACUUUUUUUUUUUGCAACCAUGAGGGUUUUUUCUAGCAAUAAUGCAACAGUUCAACAGUCUGAUUAUCAAAAUAAAGAUGGUUUGAAACUAA